AUGAGUAAUGAUCUAUCUCCUACUAGCAGUCGGCCUGAUGUGCAAGAAGAGGUAGACUUGUCGUCUUUAACGCCUCAAGAACAGAAGUUGUACAAAAUGUACGGCAAGAUGCCUAGUAAGAAGGAUUUGUUCAAGCACAAACUACAUGAAAGGAAGUACUUUGAUAGUGGAGACUACGCUUUAAGCAAAGCUGGUGUUAAAAGUGGUGACUUGGAGUCUGAUUCUGUCGGUAAUUCUCACCUCCCGGUUACAAAUCCCUCAGGAUUAAGAGAAUCCAUAAUCCGCAGGCGUAUGUCGAACAGCGCAUCAGGCGCAGACCCCCAACACUCCAAUCGGCAAAGCAGUAUAUCCUCCGGACCCCCACCCAGGUCGCCCAAUAAGUGA
Eremothecium sinecaudum is the source of this 384-nucleotide messenger RNA. Its product is annotated as endosulfine family protein. The record is from RefSeq and is a predicted model, not a curated record. Gene Ontology annotation, cellular component: cytoplasm. The transcript has a single exon. NCBI's taxonomy places the organism in Eukaryota, Fungi, Ascomycota, Saccharomycetes, Saccharomycetales, Saccharomycetaceae. The coding region runs from base 1 to 384 and encodes 127 amino acids. Gene Ontology annotation, molecular function: protein phosphatase inhibitor activity.